UUCCCCUGCGUUUCCAAUGCUCCAUGAUUAGGUGUCGACUGUACAGGAAGCAAGAGGCAAGCACGCCGUCACUGCUAUUUAAUCUCAGCGUAUCAUCCAGCCAAGAUCAGAGAUAGAUACGUUUCUGCUUGGAGUUGGGACUUGGAAGCAUGGGGAGGCUGGCAGCCGGCCGUCUGCUGGGGAUCUUGCUCGCUUUCCAUCUCCUCGUGGCUUCAGCUCACGCAGCUCGUAUCACAAGGAGCUACAUGAUGGUCGUGGUGGAGGCUCCGGCGCUUCAUGAUGGCGAUCGUUCUUCAGAGGAUAACUGGAGAAGCAACGCAGUGGUGGAAGAGAUGUUUGGAAGGAUGGCUCUGCAGAUAACUGACUACCCUGGCUCAGGCCCGAACGAUCGUCACACACCCAAAGCACCGGGGCCAUGACGCCAACCAAAUCGAAUCACCGGCUUGCUGAACCGUGACGACGUGUACAGAGAUCAGCUCGUCGAUCAUAUAGCACCUAGCAAAGUAGUAGUAACCUUCAAGUGUCAAUUUGUACACCAGUACGUGCAGGUUCUGGCUGAAUUCUUACGGAAAAGCUAUGCGUACUAUUGGGUCUUGCGAAUUCAUACGUGUAGCAGCGCCCGAAUUCUUACGUUCCCGGAGGGUCCAAGGAAUUCCAUGAACUGAUGAAGGCGUAGUAUGCUUUCCAGCAGAGAGUAGUGUUCUAAUGAA
This is a messenger RNA of Phragmites australis (common reed), 710 nucleotides long. RefSeq lists its product as uncharacterized. The transcript has 3 exons. Bases 150 to 419 code for a protein of 89 amino acids. The record is from RefSeq and is a predicted model, not a curated record. NCBI's taxonomy places the organism in Eukaryota, Viridiplantae, Streptophyta, Magnoliopsida, Poales, Poaceae.